CCAGUAGCUUUCAAUGCGGAAAUGUACAUGACUUGCCUCACAGUGACAAUGACAUAAGGAACGUUCCAAGAGGUACACGCGGAACCUAGGCUAAUCAUCGCACUAGAGAUUGGUGCGGCAAGGCGCUCUGCGUUUGUUUAGAAUUGUUGUAUUGAUAUAAUGGCCGCCCACUGCCUGCCAUUUCAAAAGUUAAAUUGACAUCCCUAGCCGCAGCACGGAUGGAGCAUCUAUCGAGGUUCGUAGGUCAGAUGUCCUUGACAGAUGACAGCAGAGCAGAGGGCAUCAUCUCAUCGGAGUAUAGUAAUAUCCGUGAUCGAACUUCCAUCAUCAAGAAAGAUCUUGGCCUCACGACGAAAGCCGGGGCACUGAAGGACAAUGUAAAGAAGAAUCGUUACAAAGACAUUUUACCAUAUGACCAGACCCGUGUUCCCCUAACUCUACUGACGAAUGACAAUGAUUCUGACUAUAUCAACGCCAGCUUCAUUAAAGGUGCAACAGAGACCAGAAAAUACAUAGCGACCCAAGGACCUCUGAGGCACACUUUGGUUGACUUCUGGCAAAUGAUUUGGCAGUAUGAUGUAAAGGUUAUAAUCAUGGCUUGCAGAGAAAUUGAAAUGGGAAAGAAAAAGUGUGAGCGCUAUUGGACAACUGUCAAGGAAACAACCCCCUUUGGUCCCUUUAUUGUCUCAAAUCUUGAAGAAUCCAACCCAAAUGAGGAAGUAGUCUUGAGGACUCUGACUGUGAGAUUUCAUAAUGAAACACGGACUAUCUCUCAAUUCCAAUACACAGCUUGGCCUGAUCAUGACAUUCCAUACACAGCUGGUGGUAUUUUAGAAAUGAUGGAUAUGGCUCGCAAAGCCCAGGGAAACAACACUAGCCCUGUUCUCAUCCACUGCAGUGCUGGUUGUGGAAGAACGGGGGUGAUUUGUGCCCUGGAUUAUGUUCAUGAUCUUCUUGUCACAAAGCAAAUCAAAGGAGAUUUCAAUAUCAUGAAGAUUGUAGUGGAACUAAGGAGACAGAGGCCAUCAGCUGUUCAGACAAAGGAGCAGUAUCAGUUUGUGUUUUCUGCCGUGGCUUAUAUGUUUGAGAAGGCUUUACGGUCACCUGAGAACAACUACCAGAAUCUCACCAAGAGCAACCAACCUCUCUAUGAUGACGUUGAGUCUGUGAAGACCUCUCCACCGAUAACAUCAGCCAUCACUCAGCCACUUGAAAAAAGAAAUUCUAGUGUGCAGCCCAGAGCGCCUCAACUGUGCCAGCAGACGAUGGAUGACACCUAUGCUGUGGUCAACAAGUCCAAACAGCUUCCGUCACCAGCCUCUUCCUCAGCUCCUCCGGCCGCUCUCCAUCACUAUGACAACGCAGAGCUGGGCACCCUGAAAUGCCCCGCCACUGCUCUCUACAGCACGGUCAAGCCCAAGAGCAGGUGUCCUCCAGUCAAUCCACCUCCAGCGGCCUCACCCAUAUAUGACACAGCGAGACCGGCCAAUCACAGGCUAGCUGAGGCCACGUUAGGGAAGGAACAGAGUGGCUAUGAACAGGUCACAGCUGAGCAUCAUUCCUCGAUGGGAGAUGACUAUGAAUAUGUUUCAAAUCCCAUCAAAGACCUGACCAACAGCUGUACUCCUGGUAGCAUGGGGUUCAACUGUCGCAUUAGGAAACCUAAAGGACCCCGGGAUACCCCGGCAGAGUGGAGUCAUGUGGAGAGAUGAUACAGCAACCACAUACCAGGCCUGGGAAUGGGCUCUUUCUUUUGUAACCCUUUUGAGUUGGUAUAUUUUUCAGAUCUGUUGUACCACUUCUUUAUUUAUUGUGAUUGAUAUUACUGAUGGAAAAAAAAAUAUAUAUAUAUAUAUAUAUUAUGAAACAUCGUCCCAUUCUGAGACAGGUAUUGUUUUUGGAUACUACACAGAUUUUGGAUCUUCAGCUGUCCCCAUUGGAGAAGCCUUUUAAAGAACCAUUUUUGGUUCCAGGUAGAACCCUUUCCACAGAGGAACCCUGAAGGAUUCCACCUGUAACCAGACAUGAUUCUUCAAAGGGUUCUCCUAUGUGGACAGUUGAAGAAGCCUUUUGGAACUUGUUUUUUCUAAGAGUGUAUUUACCAAAUUCAAGUUAUGGUGUGAUGGCACUAACCAACAGGGGGCACUAUAGUAACAUGGGAUAAUGAGCUUUUCAAUAUUAACGAAACAGGUAUUUAAAAAAAAAUCUCUACUCAUUUCUGGUGACAUGGACUUACAAUAAAGACAAACAUUUCUUCAAGGUUCUUUGAAAUAAA
Molecule: messenger RNA, 2275 nt
Organism: Oncorhynchus keta (chum salmon)
Lineage: Eukaryota; Metazoa; Chordata; Actinopteri; Salmoniformes; Salmonidae
Gene: ptpn18
Product: protein tyrosine phosphatase non-receptor type 18
Exons: 15
Coding region: 219-1712 (497 amino acids)
Biological process (GO): peptidyl-tyrosine dephosphorylation
Cellular component (GO): cytoplasm; nucleus
Molecular function (GO): non-membrane spanning protein tyrosine phosphatase activity
Source: RefSeq, a predicted model, not a curated record